Messenger RNA from Solanum tuberosum (potato), 432 nucleotides. RefSeq lists its product as uncharacterized. The record is from RefSeq and is a predicted model, not a curated record. Lineage: Eukaryota; Viridiplantae; Streptophyta; Magnoliopsida; Solanales; Solanaceae. The coding region runs from base 1 to 432 and encodes 143 amino acids. The transcript has 2 exons.
AUGAUUGAUAAUCGCAGAGGUUGGCACGAGAUGUUUCCAUAUGCUUUGUUGGGUUACCGAACAACUGUCAGAACAUCAGUUGGAGCUACUCUAUAUUUGCUAGUAUAUGGAACAGAAGCAGUUAUACCUGCAGAAGUUGAAAUACGGUCAUUCGGAAUCAUCCAAGAAGCUGAAUUGAGUGAUGUUGAAUGGAGAAUGAUUCGUGCUUUCCACAUAAAAGUAAAAGACAGGAUAUUUGAAAUCGGCCAGCAGGUCCUUAAACACAUUUUCCCUCAUCAGGAUGAGUACAAAGGGAAAUUUGCACCAAAUUGGCAAGGACCCUACAUGGUUCGUAAAGUAUUAUCCGGAGGUGCCUUGGUCCUUUCGGAGAUGGAUGGCACCGAAUGGACGAAACCGAUCAACUCAGAUGCUGUCAAGAGAUAUUCUGUGUAA